Anisakis simplex (herring worm) is the source of this 222-nucleotide messenger RNA. The record is from the annotation of a GenBank genome assembly. Lineage: Eukaryota; Metazoa; Nematoda; Chromadorea; Rhabditida; Anisakidae.
AUGAGCAAUGUUCGUUCAGAAUGGCGUGUGCCGGACCCUCCAGAGAACGUUCGCUGUAAAACCAACUCGGAGAGUGCAACCCUGUGGUGGGAGCCACCGUCGUCAAUAAAUGAGAUUCUCGUUCGCGGCUACACAAUUUCGUAUGGUAUCGGCACUCCAAGUCGUCGAGUGAUCAUCGAAGGCGCAUAUACGAACGCCUUUACAGUUAACGGCCUAAGUUAG